Molecule: messenger RNA, 3048 nt
Organism: Guillardia theta CCMP2712
Lineage: Eukaryota; Cryptophyceae; Pyrenomonadales; Geminigeraceae
Exons: 1
Coding region: 1-3048 (1015 amino acids)
Biological process (GO): phospholipid translocation; endocytosis; retrograde vesicle-mediated transport, Golgi to endoplasmic reticulum
Cellular component (GO): endosome; plasma membrane; trans-Golgi network
Molecular function (GO): magnesium ion binding; ATP binding; ATPase-coupled intramembrane lipid carrier activity
Source: RefSeq, a predicted model, not a curated record
AUGAACGGGUGCAACCUCUACUCACAGAACGGCAAGCUGAAAGAGAACGUUCUGCAUGAGGAAGGGUUUGUGGCUGGUUUCGCCGUUCCCAAUGUGGUGAGGAAUCAGAAGUACAGAGCAGCGACGUUCGUCUUUGAGGUCUUGUACGAGCAGUUCAGGUUCUUCUUCAACCUCUACUUCCUCCUCGUUGCGCUGUCGCAGUUCAUCCCCGAGCUCCAAGUUGGGUUCCUGUUCACCUACAUCGCUCCUCUGGUCUUCGUGCUGUCCGUCACCCUCAUCAAGGAGGGUUACGACGACUACCAGAGGUACGUGAGAGACAAGGAGGCCAACAGCCAGCGAUAUGAGAGGCUGCAUGCGGACGGGAAGAAGAAGAGCGUCCCCAGCGCCGAUCUCAAAGUCGGAGAUGUUGUUUUCGUGCCAUCCGGGGCCCGAGUUCCCGCUGACAUGCUGCUACUACGCACGAGCGACAAGAGCGGAACGGUUUUCAUCCGGACGGAUCAGCUGGAUGGAGAGACGGACUGGAAGCUCCGGCGAGCUCUUGCUGGGACGCAGCGAUCGCCAACUGACGACGCGAUCAUCAACGUGCGAGGAUCGGUGUGGGCAGACAAGCCGACCAAGGAGAUCGAUUCCUUCAUAGGAAAUUUCACGCUGGAAGACGACGGGCUCGAUGAUCGUCUCGAAGCUAACUCCCGCGGGCUCGAGCACGUGGAGCCACUCAGCAUCGACAACACUCUAUGGGCCAAUACCAUCGUGUGCGGAGGCAGCGCCGUCGGCCUCGUCCUUUAUACCGGCGCCGACACUCGCGUCGCCAUGAAUGCCGAUCCUCCCAAGUCGAAGGUCGGUCUGGUAGACAUUGAGAUCAACAGGCUGGCUAAGAUGCUGUUCGCGUUGAGUUUGGUGUCCUCGUUUGUGAUGGUCCUGCUGAAGGGUUGGACCGACACCUGGUUCCAGUCGCUUUUCCGCUUCGUCAUCCUCUUCUCAAGCAUCAUCCCCAUCAGCUUGCGAGUGAACGUGGACAUGGCGAAGACGGCCUUCUCCUACUUCAUGAUGGGCGACAAGGAGAUCCCUGGCACCAUCGUCCGAUCUUCCUUCAUCCCCGAGGAGCUGGGGAGGAUCGACUACCUGCUCUCGGACAAGACUGGGACCCUCACGCAGAAUCAGAUGGAGAUGAAGGAAAUCCACAUGGGAGAGGUCUCCUUCGGCAGAGAGGCGCUGGACGACGUCAGGUCCCUCCUCCGCAAGGCCUUCGAGAUCAAGGAAGAGACUUUCCGGGGUCGCCCGCCAGUCCAGCUGAGGACCCGCCGGCUGAUCGAGGCCCUCGCGCUGUGUCACAACGUGAACGUGACGCUGGAGGGAGGAGAGGCGAUCUACCAGGCCUCCUCCCCCGACGAGGUCGCGCUCGUCAACUACGCCAAGCUCACCGGCCUCGUGCUCGAGGACAGGACGCUGACCGCCAUCAUUCUGCGACGGCCGACGGGGGAGCAGGUGGAGUACGAGAUCCUCAACGUGUUUCCCUUCAACUCGGACACGAAGAGGAUGGGGAUCAUCCUGCGCGAGAACGAGACCGGGAGGAUCCUCUUCCUCAUGAAGGGAGCAGACGCAACCAUGACGCCGAUAGUUGAGUUCUCGGACUGGCUCGAGGAGGAGUGCGGAAACCUGGCGAGGAAGGGGCUGAGGACGCUGGUGAUAGCCAUGAAAGUUCUCUCCAAGGAAGAAUACGCCGCCUUCUCACAGCGGUACGAGCUUGCCAAGAGGUCGCUGCAGGACCGCGACGCCUCGAUGAGGACGGCGGUGGAGGAGCUGGAGUGCAACCUGACGCUGCUGGGGCUCACGGGGGUCGAGGAUAAGCUGCAGGACCAGGUGAACUCAACGCUAGAGACGCUGAGGAACGCAGGGGUGCGAGUGUGGAUGCUCACAGGCGACAAGGUAGAGACGGCGACGUGCAUAGCGAUCAGCUCGCAUCUCUUCGCAAGGAACGCCCCCAUCUUCCACCUGCUGGCCGCCAACAAGGAGCAGGCGGAGGAAGAGUUCAAACGGUUCCAGAAGAAGCCCGGGGCCUGCCUCGUCAUCGACGGCCGCUCGCUCUCUCUCUGCACAGAUAACUUCCCUCGGCAGUUCAUCGAAGUCGCUUGCAAGUGCCCCUCGGUCGUCUGCUGCCGCUGCCUGCCCACUCAGAAGGCCCUGAUUGUGAGGCUGCUCAAACGGCACGCCAAGAAGAGAUGUGCGGCGAUAGGGGACGGGGGCAACGACGUCGCGAUGAUCCAGGCGGCGGAUGUGGGGAUAGGGAUAGAGGGGAAGGAGGGAAGGCAAGCCUCCCUGGCGGCUGACUUCUCGCUCACCAAGUUCAAGCACGUGAGCCGCCUCAUGCUCUGGCACGGGAGGAACUCCUACACGCGGACAGCUCGGCUGUCUCAGUUCGUCAUCCAUCGGGGCCUCAUCAUCUCCAUGAUCCAGAUCGUCUUCUCUGCCAUCUUCUACUUCGCCACCAUCGCCAUCUACUCGGGCUGGCUGGUCGUCGGGUACAGCACCGUCUACACGAUGCUGCCAGUCUUCUCGCUGGUGUUCGACGAGGAUGUUGACCCGGACACAGCUUUCAUGUACCCGGAGCUCUACAAGGAGCUGCAGAAGGGGAGGAGGCUGUGCACGAGGACGUUCUUGGAGUGGACGUUCAAGAGCAUCUACCAGGGGGGAGUAAUCAUGCUCCUGAGCAUCUUUAUGUUCGACGACUCCUUCCUCCGCAUCAUCUCCAUCACCUUCACGUCCCUCCUGCUCACUGAACUGCUCAUGGUCGCCCUCGAGAUUCAGAAGUGGAAGCUGCUCAUGAUCGUCUCUCAGAUCCUCAGCCUCGCCGCCUACGUCCUCUCCUUCUUCCUCCUGCCGACCUACUUCGACGUGGGCUACAUCUUCUCUGGCAGCUUCUGGCUCAAGGUCACCGUCAUCACCCUCGUCAGCUGCCUGCCCGUCACCAUCGGCAAGUGGCUGCAGCGUCGCUGCUCGCCUCCGGCUUAUCUCAAGAUCGCAAGGAGCCGCGAUGGCUUCGACUUCUGA